Molecule: messenger RNA, 558 nt
Organism: Sinocyclocheilus rhinocerous
Lineage: Eukaryota; Metazoa; Chordata; Actinopteri; Cypriniformes; Cyprinidae
Product: RNA-binding protein 5-B-like
Exons: 5
Coding region: 1-558 (185 amino acids)
Biological process (GO): mRNA splicing, via spliceosome
Cellular component (GO): nucleus
Molecular function (GO): RNA binding
Source: RefSeq, a predicted model, not a curated record
AUGGGUGCUAGUUGGACACAGAGCUGGAAGGAGGAGUUCAAAGUUCACAAAAGCCACCUUCUCACCUCUAAACCAGAGCUUCUGCUUCAGCUACGGAUGUUUUAUGCUGCUCUACACCAUCAGCUGGUUUAUCUCACACACCUAAAUUCCUCAUUUUUCUCAGCCAUAUCUCAUACUGCAACAGCUACCUCUCAGGAAAACCAAGCCACUGUCCCAGACACUUCAUCUUAUCAGUACGAUGAGUCUUCCGGGUAUUAUUAUGACCCCAGCACUGGCCUGUACUAUGACCCAAACACACAUUACUACUACAAUUCCCAGACUCAGCAGUAUCUGUACUGGGACGGGGAGAAGCAGGCCUAUGUGCCCGCAGUGGACGCCAACAACGCGGCUCAAAGCGCUGCUGCCUCCAUGUCCACUCCUCAGAAGGAGAGGAAAGAGAAGCCUAAAAGCAAAACAGCUCAGCAAGCUCAGUUGAGAAUGAGGGGAGCUGGUCUGGGAACUAAAGGAAGCAACUACAGCCUCUCUGCUUCAGAUACUCAUCUUUAUUUGACCCUCUAA